AUGCCUGUCCGAGUGGCUGGAAAAGCCAUUCGCGACCUGGAGUAUCUUCAUUCGAAGGUAAAUCUAUCGGAACUUUUCGAUGGCGAACCGCCCGCCAUGCACAGUCACAUCGAGCGGACGCUGGAGGCAUCGGAAACGUUUCUGAGUGACAACGACACCGUCAUGUUCGCUUCUGCCACCAUGAAGCGUAUUCUCAUUAUUUAUCAAAACUCCACCGCAGAGCUUCCAAAACAGUACUGGAACCCGAUCAUUCUCCACAUUCGUCGCAUUUGGGACUACUCGGCGGAUCGUGUGUGCCACGAUGCAGUUGACACCUUCUCCACACUCCUCGAAAUCCAUCUCCGCCAAUGCGAAGAGUGUCUAGACCGUCCUGCAGGCGACAGUCAUGCCAACUGCGAUUGGAUCAACGAGAUCACUCAAUGGCUUCUAGAACCCACGUCGCUGUGCCGUUCUCGCUUCAGAUGCAUCUCGCAUCUUGUCGGCCAGUGUCCCACACUUCGUCUCAACCUUGGCAGAGACUUCUUCGCUCGAACCUACCCGCUCAUCUCGAAUCCAUCGUUCUCAUCGGUUAUUUUCCAACUCAUCGUUGAUAAUAUUUUUGAUAGGGAUGAACUUUGGGAGAUGCACUGUCAGGAGCUAUUGAGUACUACUGAUGCGAAAUUGAUCAAGUCUAGAUUGAUCCCACUGCUCCAGAAGUACCAUAGUGGGAACAAGAAAGAUCAGAAGCCGUUGGAAUCGGAUACAGCUGUCAAGUUCUUAAAUCAUUUGCUGAUUCAAUUGAAUUCAAACAACCCACCCAGUGAUCUGCAAUCCCAGCUGGAAAUCGUCCAUGCUCUUGUCUGUACCACGUGGCCACGAAAGCAAGGAAAGGACAAUGAUCAGCCAGCCAACCUCGUCGAUUUCUCCAACUGGAGUCAAUGCAUCACAGACAGAACCAUGUCCGCAGCGAUCGUCCACGUGGAAACCGACGUCCGGCUGGCAGCAUUCAGACUUGUCGUGGAGAAUCCGAGAAAGACGAUCGCGUUCAAUGAGCAGGAUAUCGAGUACAUCAAGACGUUCCUCGCUUCCAACAUGCCCAUUCAAAGCCCCAGCAACCGUCAGCAACUCCUGGCGGCCUACAAAUUCAUGUGUCAAAGGCUCGGAGCAUCGGCUGAGUCGUAUCUCAAAAUGCCACAACCACAGGAUAGAGACUCGGAUUCGUUCAGCCCUGACUCGUCGAGUCUUGAGAAUUCCAACACGCUGAAGUACAAACUGGGCAAGGAUCUGUGGAUUCAUCCGAUUCCCGAAUCUUACAUCCAACUGGCGAAAUGGAUGGCCAAGUUGGCAUUUGAAUCGAUCUCAUCGAAAGCCAAUUACUACAGACGAAUUAUGGGUUUAGGACAGAUCGAUGUGCUAUUCAAUCGUGAGAACUUUAUCACCGAUGGAAAACAGCUAUUCGCGGAUCGACUGAAUUUGGACAGCACGUUGGGAUCAGAUCGUCAUAAACUCGUGAUGGAUUGCCUUGAUGACUCGUACGAUCUUGUUCAGAAUACCGCAUUGGGUCUUCUCAAAAAGCUAGACUUUGGAAAUAUCAAGAUGAACGAGGAGAAUUAUCUGAACGACGCGUUGGAGCUGAUGACGUCAACUAGAUCUCGAAAUUCCACAUCAGCUGUCUUCAGAAUGCAGUACUAUCUUGCCAGACAGCCGGAGAGAUACACAGCAUGCUUGCGAAGAUUCCUACAGGACUUGAACGAGAGAGCCAACGGAGCUGAAAAAGAACUUAUGCUCAUCACCUCCCUUCCAGUGCAUCCCAUUCUCAAUAUGAUCGAGCUUCUUCUCAAAAACGCCACGUGGCAAAAUUCAGAAGAGGCUAAGCUGGCAUUCUACAAAGAGGAUAUUCUAAAAGAGUUGCUUCCCAUUUGCAAUCGAAUCGUUGCAAUUGUGAGUCCUGUCGUUCAUAACAUGUCACCAGAAGGAUACAUUCCGGACGAGAUGCUCAAUGAGAUGUAUGGAACGACGACUGAUCGACUCGCCGAGCUCUCUCAGCACCUUCUUGUGUGCUGUUGGAGAGCACAUAAGCACGUCUCCGGAAUCUUCUCGUGGAUUAUUGAAGUGCUCGCCCCGAAGAAAAUAGUCUCAAAGGAAGAAAUCGAAGCGAUUGGUACAUUCUACUGGACACAGCUGACCGAGUGCAAACAUCGUGGAGCAUUCGAAUCGGCCACCGAAGGAUUCACCCAACUCUGUCAAUUCCUGUGGACCACCGAUAUCGAAGACCUUCCGAAGCCAGAAACCUGGUUGGAUGAGAUUCUCGCAGCGACACGUGGCGAACAAGAUCUCACGAAUUUGUGCUCGACGAGACGAAGUGCUGGACUCCCGCAUCUGGUUCACUCAAUUGUUUCCACUGAGCCUAGAAGCAAUGAAAAUGCUGCUCUUUUCAAAGCAACGAGCUCGUUGUUGAGUAUGGAUGGAAAGACAGUGAUGUAUCGUGUCCACUCGAUGAAUGUGAUGAAAGUGCUCAUUCAAAGUUCACAACUCCACGAGAGAAUCGUUUACUGCUACGAGCAAUGUCUGAAAGUGGCAAUUGAUGCAUGUCGAGCGGAUUGGAGUGAGCGAAACGCGGCUUCUCAGCUGUUUGCCGCUCUUCGAACCAAGAUUUUCGGUGUGAUGAGAUCCGCUCAACGAUCGUUGCAAGUUGAUGGAAAGAAUCGAAAAUCGAACUACGAGUUCUUCUCGAAAUUCCCAACACUCUAUAGAUUCCUCUACGAACAAAUUGAGAACCACGAGAAUCAUUCGGAAUUCUCACUUCUUCCACCACUAGUGGUUUUGACCCAUCUGUAUACACCUCCUUCGUCUACUGAUCUCUACCCGUUGGGACCAUUCAUUCCACCACUUCUUCGAAUCGCUCUUCGUGAGAAACAUGAAAGUCUUAGAGCUCACGCCGUUGCAGCGAUUCUAGCGAUUUCCGAUGUUUACGCGAAAGCUGAUUUGUCUCAAUGGGUACAGGAGUUUAAGUUUGAUAAGUUUCAGAACGCAAGCCAAAACCAGCUACACAGUUUCCUUCUAAUCGUUGAAGGCCUCGGAAACUACGGGGAAUACUUCAAUCGGAUGUUACAAGUGGUGAAGCACGUUCUGGAAAGUCUCGUCUUCCGCGGCUGGUGCGAUUUCACCAUCAACCAACUGCUCACCAUUGCCAAUUCGUUCGGGCUCAACUUCGAUGUAGAUGACGUGGAUUUGACGAAGGCGGUUCUGUCGAAACGCCCGAUUGCUGUGCGACUUUUGCGAGAUCGUGACGCCUUCAAGUCGGAGAUGUGCCAUCAUUUGCGCUCCUAUGAUACUCGACGCGAGUUGUACAGAACGAUUUACAAGCAGGGAUGGGAUGCGUGCAUUAUGGUGAGCAGGUUCCAUUCAAUUUUCAGCUCGUUAAUCAACUUUUUCCAGCUAUUCCGUGCUCACGUCAUCAACAUUGCCAUCAUGGAUUUGGCGUCACUGCAGACCGUUCAGUGCGAUGCGAAACGAAUCAUGAAGAUCCUCACAUGCACCACCGACGAGUUCAUGAGUCAGCAGAAUAUGCAGAAAGCCGUGGAAACCAUUGAGAAGCAUCUCGACACUCCAGACCAUUCGUGGACGCUCCCAUCUACUAUGGCGUACGCGACAAAGAUCAGAUACGGAGGCUGCUUGUAUCCGGACAACGAGCUCAUCUCGUGGAUCCGUGAGAGCUACGAACUGGAUGAUCCGGAAACUAAACAGGUUGGUUUUGGCCGCGGACUGGAUCCCACCUGUAGACUGAAUCUUGUAUUCCAGAUUGCUCUGGAUCUCGGUGGCAUGUUCGUCAGUCGCAUCCCAUCGAAACUCUCCUACACGGAAUCUGACAAAGAGAUCAUCUCAGCCGUCAUGCUAUAUCUUCAGGACGAGUCGGACUUUAUGCGCCAAAGAGAAAACCCCUCAAACAGAAAGUUCUUCCAGACCGCCUACCAUUUGGGUCAUUUGAUUCAUGACACUGGCUACCGUGCACUGAACCCGGAGAUCUGUCGUGUGUUGGUCACCAAAUACUGUCUUAACGAUGGAAACGAGAAAUUGGAGCGAUUCUCGAUCCCGGAGAACAGGCACAAGACUAUGGAAGAGGUUCAGAAUACCGUAGUCUUUCCAAUUCAUCUGAAUUCCCAUUUUUUCCAGCGUGACGAUUUGUUCGACGCGUGCGCCGUCAACCAGUACGAGGAGUCUCAGCUGUUCGGCGACAUCCAACUCUACGAAACGAGCCUCGGAUUCAGUGGAUACAACCAGGAGAUGUACGAUAUCGAAUACUGA
Messenger RNA from Caenorhabditis briggsae, 4284 nucleotides. Gene Ontology annotation, biological process: tRNA methylation. The record is from RefSeq and is a predicted model, not a curated record. The transcript is spliced from 8 exons. Lineage: Eukaryota; Metazoa; Nematoda; Chromadorea; Rhabditida; Rhabditidae. Gene Ontology annotation, cellular component: cytosol. The coding region runs from base 1 to 4284 and encodes 1427 amino acids.